Molecule: messenger RNA, 1902 nt
Organism: Peniophora sp. CBMAI 1063
Lineage: Eukaryota; Fungi; Basidiomycota; Agaricomycetes; Russulales; Peniophoraceae
Source: the annotation of a GenBank genome assembly
AUGGCACGGUGGCGCAACCCGAUCCUCCUCUUUACACAGCUACUUCCGAUUUGCGCCACUGUUGACCUCAAUGCUGUUCUGGCACUGAUGGUGGCGCUGGCGGUGGCGCAGACUCGUGCAGACCUCUUCCUCAUUGCCUCCUUCUUGCUCACCUGCAACAUCCUCUUCAACCCGCGCCAGCCGCCGCGCGCUGCGAGCGCCACAAACACCGCUACUGCUGCAGUACCAGAGUCCCCCUUGGAUGUCGAAUUGUUGCUCAACUCUUCGAUGGACGCGGAGGGCGACUUGAAGUCCGUGACAGGUGUGGUUACAGGCAACCUCGCAGCGCCGCCGACCGUCGAUGACCGGUGCAAUCCUUACCACGAAUACGACUGGUUCAAUGAUCCUAAUAACAUACAAUGCAACGACUUCAAGCGCUUCUACUCGCUGAUGUCUAAACCACCUCGCGCAGCACACUCUGUUACAGCCCGCCGGCGAUACAAUCCUGUGCCACCCUCACCAACCUCGUUUACGCCCCACCGGGUCGCAACCUUGCUUCCCUCCCCUCCCAAGCCCGAUCGUACGACCCACGGAGAUUGGCAUGAGCAAGAUCAACAAGAAUGCAAGCCUUCACGGAGAACGCCGAUUAACACCAACGGAUAUACCGGUACCUCAGCCCCCAUCACCGAGCGUCCCCUUGAGCGUACGAUUCAACAAGUUCAAGACGAUUACUACCUUCACAAUCCGGAUGCGCUCUCACGCGAAGCUGAUGCAAAUCUGUUUCGCCGGGUUAGGAAAAGGAUAUCCGACGACUUUAUGUGCAACAUCCGCCAUAGGCUAGCCCUUUGGUUACAACCGUGUUUCCCGUCUACUGGUCCUCGAGGUCAUGAACCCAGUUUCUCGCCAGCAACUACUUGGUGCCGGGACACGGACGACAUGAUGGAUACAGACGCUGUGGAGAGUGGUAUAGCACGAUCCUACGAACUCACGGAUCAAGACAUGGAGGAACCUUCGGCUGCCUCGGUCUUUUGUCAGACUUCGGCGACUUUUUCGUCGACGUCGCCUGUGGCCGCUGAUCAACACCCUUCCGCUCCACGGAACCUGUCAGCCUUGACCCAUGCCACUGGAAUACAGUCAGAUCUUGACCCAACACCCGCCUUCGCCCCCAAGCUCGCCCCGUCGCCCACUCCAUCGUCUUCAGAUGCCACAUUCAGAAUCGCUGGCCAACCCGUAACCUUCUCACAAUCAUCCCAAUCAAUACGAUCUCCGACAUCCACUCAGCAACCGCAUUCGUCACCUUCUAGUCUUGAAUCGAAUGCGCAGGAACAACAACACCAGCGCGAAGAAGCGCUUCAGACUUCCCGAACGCAGCAUUUCUACAGCCAACAAGAAGUGCAGGAACACCAGACGACUAUGGACGCAGAACGCCGAAGACGCGAAGAAUUGAAGCGUAGUGCUUCCACGCCUGAGGACACUGAUGAGCAGCGGAAGAAGGAAGAGGCCGCAAAACAACGCGCGAAGGUGUCGGCGAGGAUUCGUUCGAUACCUCGCACGCCUCCUAGUGCGCCCUCCACUCCCAAGCCAGCGAAGAAGGUCAACUUCGUGGACGACGUCGCAUUGCCGCCAGGGAGCUCGGGCCGAUUGGUUUCCUCUCCGACUUUAGGGCAAUCCGCGUUUAAUACGACGUCAGCUGUGCAAACUUUCCUUGCGGACAUAGCGAAGUCUCUCGGGACGGUCGAGUUCGAGAACCCCUCCACUCAGUUACCCGACGCGGAAGAAGGCGAGGAGACAGAAGUAGACGAAUAUGCGCAAGCGAAGGCGGUGAAGCAGGCUCAGGGAGAACUUGACGAGCCUGAAGGAUUCGAUGAGAUGGUGGAGAACAUCCAGGCGGCGAGAAGGAAGAAGGCUGCAGACUUUUUUUGA